This is a messenger RNA of Lactuca virosa, 837 nucleotides long. The record is from the annotation of a GenBank genome assembly. NCBI's taxonomy places the organism in Eukaryota, Viridiplantae, Streptophyta, Magnoliopsida, Asterales, Asteraceae.
AUGUCGGACCUUCUCCUCUCUCUUUCCAUUUCUCUCUUCCUCUCCCCCCUUUUCUUCAUCUCAAUUGAUGCUCAAUCCAGUAACUCAACUUACCCCAACUGCCCUUCAUACAACUGCGGGAACAUCAAUAUCAGCUACCCUUUUUGGAGGAUCGGCAGUGAAACCUCCACCCAGUUCUGCGGUUACCCUGGUUUUGGAAUCAAUUGCUCUAACGACGGUGAUCAACGGGAUAUUCCAACUAUUAAUUUGGGAAACGAUUCUUACUAUAUCCAAAAUAUAAUUUACGGAAGAAGAAGUAUCGUCCUCAUAGACUACGACGUUUUUACUGCCGUUGGCCCAGCCCUCGAUUGCCCAAGGGUGGACCAUAAUAUUUCCAUCGAAAGCUUGCCUUUCAAUAUCUCGGAUCAGAACGUUAACAUAAGCAUUCACUUUAAUUGUAACGGAGUUCCUCCUUUUUCUCAUGAAAUACCGUGUCUGAGUUCCCGGACUAAUAAGUCGUGCGUUAAUAGUGUGCAUUCCGAGCCGGCGAAUUUCAAUUGGGAUGAGUACUCAUGCGAUGACGAUGUUAUUGUAACAACGGUGUUGGAUGUAUUUCCUUCAACAAAUGGGGUGGGGAUAGAGUUCAGCAAAGCAUUGAGGGGAGGAUUCGAGCUAAGAUGGUGGGAAAUAGAGGAUUGCGAAAUGUGUGAAAAUUCCGAUGGCCGGUGCGGUUACAAUAAUGAUACAAGAGAGUUCAUGUGUUUUUGCUCCAGCGGUACGACCACGAAGGGUGACUGUAAAGGUACGUUCACUAAAACUACGCGAUUCAAAUUGAAUCCCACAUUUACCUCUGUUUAG